Brugia malayi is the source of this 375-nucleotide messenger RNA. RefSeq lists its product as uncharacterized. The record is from RefSeq and is a predicted model, not a curated record. NCBI's taxonomy places the organism in Eukaryota, Metazoa, Nematoda, Chromadorea, Rhabditida, Onchocercidae. Bases 1 to 375 code for a protein of 124 amino acids. The transcript has 4 exons.
AUGAUAUCGAUUUUCGAUAUCGAAGAUUGUCCAUUUAGGAAACAGUUCAUUCAAAUCAUCAUGGAAACCAAAGACGAAGUUCAGUCAGUCGCUUUAAUUGGUUUUGUCCGAAACAUUUUGAAUGUGUUUGAUUUUAUUGGAUCACAUGAUGGCAAAACUUUAUCAUACAAUAUCUUGUAUUCUGACAAUUCAGUGGACACCCUGGAAUUGACAUUUGAUAUAAAAGGAAUAUUAUUUCAAAAUGUUGACAGGAUCAGUUCUGAGGUGAUUCUCUUAAUCGAUGACAGUGGCAUGCGUAUGUGCACAACUUUGUACGAGACUCGUCCACCAGUAAUCCUUGGAAGUAGGAAAGGAAUUCAGCUCUUGAAUCAUUGA